Alnus glutinosa is the source of this 6253-nucleotide messenger RNA. RefSeq lists its product as uncharacterized. The record is from RefSeq and is a predicted model, not a curated record. Gene Ontology annotation, biological process: lipid biosynthetic process. The transcript is spliced from 4 exons. NCBI's taxonomy places the organism in Eukaryota, Viridiplantae, Streptophyta, Magnoliopsida, Fagales, Betulaceae. Bases 80 to 6085 code for a protein of 2001 amino acids. Gene Ontology annotation, molecular function: heme binding.
UCUUGAAAAGGAGUUGUUCAGUAAAGUACAGACAAUUGACUACUACACUACUGUUUUGAAGAUAAAAGGGCUAGAACACAUGCCUCUCGGGUUUUAUUACUUUGGUGAAUAUAUGGAUGACCCUGCAACAAUUGGCCAUCCGGUGGCAAUGCAGAGAUUCUAUGCUGACACUGAUAUAUUUUUGUUCUGGUCUUAUGGCAACUCCGUUGAUAUUAUGGGGCCAAUGGUCACUGAGCUUGCAGUCAAUGCAGUUAAAAAUAUGGGGGGAGAAGUAGAGAAGGUGGUUCUUCAAAGGCGAUUUAAAUACUUUCCUCAUGUUCGCAGCCAAGAUAUGAAGGACGGAUUUUAUGAGAAACUGGAAUCUGAACUUCAGGGAUUGAAGAACACAUACUAUGUAGGUGGGCUCAUGGCAUUUGAGCUUACAGAGAGAAAUUCAUCAUAUGCCAUGGCUUUAAUCUGCAAGCACUUCGCAAAUAACAAUUCCUUGCCAACGUUUCCUUAUGUUAAGACUCUCUUUCCCUUGCAAGAAAAAUGCUGGAAGAGUCCAAUUGAAUUAGAAGAAUUUCCAGGAGUAGAAUUUCCUCAUUUUUUUUCCCUUGACGGCUAUUUGAAGCACUGGGGAACUCAUGGAGUCACUCAAAACAAAACCCUCUAUACUUGGAUUAAUGAAGAAGGGGUGGCGAUGUGCCAAAGGACUUAUGGAGAACUUCAUGCCAAUGCUUCUUGCAUUGCUCAGAAGCUCCUGACCAGUCGAAAACCGGUUAUCAAGCCUGGUGACAGAGUUCUCCUAAUCCAUGUCCCAGGUCUGGACUUCAUUGAUGCCUUCUUUGGAUGCCUAAGAGCUAAAAUCUUACCAGUCCCAGUCCUUCCCCCGGAUCCUUUGCAAAGAGGUGGGCAAGCGCUUUUGAAAAUUGAAAACAUUGCUAAAUCAUGUGGUGCAGUGGCAAUUCUGUCAACCAUUGGUUAUCACUCAGCAGUUCGGGCAGGUUCUGUGAAGAAUCUGAUCUCUUUGACAGGAAAGAAUGGGAAAUCCACAGCUCGCUGGCCUAAUCUUCCAUGGUUGCACACAGAUUCUUGGAUUAAAAGCUUCUCCAAGAACCUGGUUUCAGAAGAUCUAGCUGAUCAAUCUGAACCUCAGUCAAGUGAUCUAUGUUUUCUGCAAUUCACUUCAGGUUCAACUGGUGAUGCCAAAGGCGUCAUGAUAACUCAUGGUGGGCUCAUUCAUAACGUGAAGUUGAUGCGAAGGAGAUAUAAGAGCACCUCGAAGACUGUACUAGUAAGCUGGCUUCCCCAAUACCAUGACAUGGGAUUGAUUGGAGGACUAUUUACAGCUCUUGUUAGUGGUGGAUGUGCAAUUCUAUUUUCACCAUUGACAUUUAUCAAGAACCCACUCUUAUGGCUUGAAACCAUUAGCAAAUAUCAGGCUACUCACACUGCUGGCCCCAAUUUUGCUUUUGAGCUAGUGAUUCGAAGACUGGAGUACUCUGACAAAGAUAAGGUUCACAAAUAUGACCUUUCUUCCAUGAUUUUUCUAAUGGUUGCUGCUGAACCAGUGAGGCAGAAAACUCUAAAAAGAUUUGUUGAACUUACCCGUCCUUUUGGCCUCUCUCAAGAGGUGAUGGCUCCUGGGUAUGGCUUGGCAGAAAAUUGUGUUUUUGUAAGUUGUGCAUUUGGGGUAGGGAACCCCAUUGUCAUAGACUGGCAAGGGAGAGUUUGUUGUGGGUAUGUGGAUCCAAAUGAUGCAGAUGUUGACAUCAGAAUAGUCAAUGCAGAGACUGGUGACGAACUUGAAGAAGAUGGACACGAAGGAGAGAUAUGGAUUAGUAGUCCAAGUGCCGGAAUCGGCUACUGGGGUAGGGAAGAAUUGAGCCAUAUAACUUUCAGAAAUGAGCUUCAGAAUCAUCCCGGACGUAAAUACACUAGAACUGGAGACUUGGGACGAGUCAUUGACAGAAAGUUGUUCAUUACUGGAAGAAUUAAGGAUCUUAUCAUUGUAGCUGGAAGAAACAUUUACUCAGCAGAUGUAGAAAAGACAGUUGAAAGCUCAUCUGAACUUAUACGCCCAGGUUGUUGUGCUGUCAUUGGCGUUCCUGAGGAAAUCCUAGAGGCGAAAGGGAUUUCAGUUCCUGAUGGGUCUGACCAGGUAGGUUUAGUUGUGAUUGCAGAGGUUAAGGAUGGUAAACCUGUUGGCAAGGACGUUGUAGAACAAGUUCAAGCCCGUGUUGCAGAAGAACAUGGAAUCAGUGUUGCUUCAGUCAAGCUGAUUAAGCCCAGAACCAUCAGUAAAACAACGUCUGGAAAAAUAAAGAGGUUUGAAUGUCUGAAACAGUUUGCUGAUGGAACUCUAAACUUGGUACCAGAACCAAUAUUGUCAAAAAGAACGUUGGUCCGCUCUUUCACUACAGGAACUUGUAAGGAGGGAAAAACACCUCGGCCUGAGCUAGUGAGAAGUUCUCUUCUACCAAGCCCCCCAAAGCUGAGUAACAAGGAGAUAGUGGAGUUCCUGAAAUGCCUAGUUUCCGAGCAAACAGGUAUUCCAAUUAAGAACAUCUCUGCCGCAGAGAAUCUCGUGUCUUAUGGAAUUGAUUCGGUUGGAGUGGUCAGAGCGGCUCAAAAACUUUCAGAUUUUCUAGGAGUGCCAGUUGGGGCUGUAGAUAUCUUCACUGCAACCUGCAUUUCAGACUUGGCAAGCUUCUCAGAAAAUUUACUAAUGAAGUUUCAACCGCAACUCAUGAGCUGUCCAUCUGAGACUCCAGAAACUGAGAUUGAUUCCGCCAAGCUUGUGAUGGAGAUAUCGAAGUCCCGGCAAUUGGGUAUCUGGUUGUUCCAACUUCUGGCUCUUAUAUAUGUUUCUGCCAUGCUGGUCUUUCCUGCUUAUUUAUCAAUAUCUGCCUUUAUAAGUUCCAUUUCGGCGAUCCAUAUGGCAAUAGAUGGAAUUCCCUGGUUGCAUUGUUUGAUUUCCCUGACUUUAGCUCCUCUUGCUUGGAUCCUUUGCAUAUUAUCCACAUGCAUUUGCAUUGCCUUCUUUGGAAAUUCUUUCUUAAGACCAAACUAUGCCUUGACCACUGAAAUUCCCAUCUGCUCAAUGGAUUUUGUUAAGUGGUGGGCACUUUACAAAGUCCAAGAAGUUUCUUCCAAAGUUCUGGCAGUACAUCUGAGAGGAACAGUGUUUCUCAAUUACUGGUUUGAGAUGCUUGGAGCAAGAAUUGGAUCCUCAGUGCUGCUUGAUACUGUUGACAUCACAGACCCAUCUCUGGUUUCCAUUGGAGAUGGAGUUGUGAUUGCAGAAGGGGCUUUGGUCCAAAGCCAUGAGGUAAAGAAUGGAGUCUUGAGCUUCCUCCCAAUCAGAAUCGGUCGAAAUUCUUCAAUUGGCCCUUAUGCUAUAAUCCAGAAAGGAAGUGUUUUGGGAGAAGAGGCUGAGGUACCACCGUUGCAAAAGUUUGGCGGAGGCAAACCUCUAUUUAAAUCUGCUAAGGCUAACAAUGUUCAGAAGGGUCCAGUAGCAACAAAUGUUGCCAGUAAAACUCAAACUGAGGCCAUUUACCACUUUGUCGGCAUCUAUUUAGUUGGUUUACUCAGCUCUCUCUCAGCAGCUAUUAUCUACUUUGUCUACAUUUGGCUAUCUCAAAAGCCUCUUUCUCUUCAAUCCUUCACAUUUAUUUGCAUAGCUGGAAGCUUCCACUGGAUUCCAUUCACAAUCAUUGCAUAUUGCUUGAUGUUUGCUCAGGUCCCUUCAAAGUCGACUAACUUUGCCGUCACAAUUGCCAGUGCAUACUUACUUCAUGGCAUGAUACUCAGCCUACUCACAAGUGCUUUAACUCGGUUACUAAGUUGUAAACAAGAAACAAAACAGUCCCACUUGAUAACUUGGCUUCGCCACCGAAUUACCAUAGCCUGCCACCUCAGAUUUACCAAGCUCCUAUCCGGAACAGAGGCAUUCUGCAUGUACUUACGCCUUUUGGGUGCAAAAAUAGGCAAGCAUUGUUCUAUCAGAGCCAUCAACCCAGUUUCAGACCCGCAGCUAAUUUCAAUAGGCGCUGGAGUCCAUCUUGGUGAUUUCAGCAGGAUCAUUGCCGGGUUUUAUUCUUCCAGUGGGUUUACUAGUGGGGAAAUUGAGGUGCAUGAUAAUUCAGUUAUUGGGAGUCAAAGCCUAAUCCUACCUGGUUCAGUUGUUCAAAAUGAUGUUAUUCUUGGUGCACUUUCUAUUGCUCCAAUGAAUUCAGUACUCCAAAAGGGUGGUGUUUACAUUGGGUCUCAAACUCCAGUCAUGAUUAAGAACACAAUGCAUGGUUUGGAUGAAAGGAUAGAAGAGAUGGACCUGAAAUACAAGAAAAUAGUUGGUAAUCUUGCUGCAAAUUUGGCUGCCACAACUCUGAAGGUUAAAACAAGAUAUUUCCAUCGAAUUGGUGUUAGUGGGAAGGGAUUCUUGAAAAUUUAUGACAACAUUAAAGGUUUGCCGAAUCAUAAGAUCUUCUGUCCAGGAAAAAGCUACCCUGUCAUUGUUCGACAUAGCAAUAGCUUAAGUGCUGAUGAUGACGCAAGGAUCGAUGCACGUGGUGCAGCAGUGAGAAUUCUUUCAGAUAAAUCAGGUGGUCACUCCCCACUCCUUGACCUGACACUAAAAACAGGCAAGGCAUUUUAUGCCCGUACAAUUGCUGAUUUUGCAACAUGGCUAGUUUGUGGGCUUGCUGCAAGGGAGGAGCAUGUUAAGCGAGUCCCACAUGUGCGUGAUGCAGUCUGGACUUCCCUUCGUCGAGCUGACUCAUAUGCUGAACUGCAUUACUACUCAAAUAUCUGCAGGCUCUUCCGGUUCACAGAUGGACAGGAGAUGUAUGUGAAGUUCAAGCUGCGGCCUUAUGAUGAAACUAUCAGUGAGGAUUUUGGUAAGGUGGAGCCUAUUGGAAUUCUCCCACCUGAAACAGGUGCAAUUCCUAGGGAUGACAAUGACACUCGCCCUUUGCUUUUUCUUGCUGAAGAUUUCCAACGCCGUGUGAGUUCACCUAGUGGGGUUCAUUACAUUUUCCAACUGCAAGUCCGGCCAGUCCCACAUGAUGAGGCCACCCGUGACAUUGCACUUGACUGCACCAAACCAUGGGAUGAGGCCGAGUUCCCAUAUAUCAAUCUUGGGGAGAUUAGUAUUGAUCAAAAUCUCUCCAAGGAAGAAUCACAAGGAUUGGAGUUUAAUCCAUUUAUUCGAUGCCACGAGGUUGAUGUCAUUAGGGCUUCAUCAUGCUCCCAGAGUGCUUCAAUUGAUCAUGGUCGUUCGUUGGUAUAUGAGAUUUGCCAGCAGUUGCGGAAUGGGAAACCUCUUCCAGAGUCUUGGAGGAUCUUUCUUGAACAAUCUGACGUCAAAGUAGAUCUUUCUGGUUGUCCAAUGGCUGCAGCAUUGGAGAAGAAAGACAUAAAAACAGUGACUCUUGCCAGGACUUGGUACCAAACCUUGUGGGCUAUUUUUGCUCAACCAUUACUUCAAAUAGUUCUGCCUUAUUUCAUGAUGGGUUUAGUAAUAUUUACUCCUCUGAGCUGGGUUAUGAACUUGAAGGAUGCCAAGAAACUCCCACUGCAUUGGUUGCUUCCUUUCUUUUGGGUGUGUUCAGGCUUUCUGGCUGGAUUAGCAUGUGUUGUUGCAAAAUGGGUUCUUGUUGGAAAGAAGAAAGAAGGUGAAACAAUACUGAUUUGGAGCACACGAGUCUUUAUGGACACUAUAUGGCAGGCCUUUAGAACUUUAGCUGGGGACUAUUUCAUGGAAAUGACGAGUGGUUCUAUGUUGUUUGCACUGUGGAUGAAGCUCAUGGGUUCAGAUAUUGAUUUGGACCAAGGGGCUUAUGUGGAUAGCAUGGGAGCUUUGUUGAAUCCUGAAAUGAUGGAGAUUGAGAGGGGUGGAUGUGUGGGAAGAGAAGCUCUACUAUUUGGACACAUAUAUGAUGGUGAAGGAGGGAAAGUAAUAUUUGGAAAAAUAAAGAUUGGAGAAGGUGGGUUUGUUGGAAGUAGAGCUGUGGCAAUGCCUGGGGUGAGAGUGGAGGAUGGGGGCAAUCUCAGUGCUCUCUCCCUUGCCAUGAAGGAAGAAAUUGUUAAGUCAAGGUGAAGGGUUGUUGCUUAUAUAUCUCAUCCCUUUUUUCUUUUAAGCGCUUAUGUCUCAUCUUUAAUGUGACAUGUAGCAGUCUUUUUAUGUUUACAGGGUAUACAUGUAUGUAUGUAUAAUGGCUGGUCCUUUCAAUAAAUUACCAACACUAAAGGGAUUUAAAAGAUUAGA